Molecule: messenger RNA, 2220 nt
Organism: Microstroma glucosiphilum
Lineage: Eukaryota; Fungi; Basidiomycota; Exobasidiomycetes; Microstromatales; Microstromataceae
Product: Glutamyl-tRNA amidotransferase B subunit
Exons: 2
Coding region: 91-1908 (605 amino acids)
Biological process (GO): glutaminyl-tRNAGln biosynthesis via transamidation; mitochondrial translation
Molecular function (GO): glutaminyl-tRNA synthase (glutamine-hydrolyzing) activity
Source: RefSeq, a predicted model, not a curated record
ACCUCCGCUUCCACGUCCUAUUCACCUCUUGGUAGACUAUAUAUGUGCCCUAUCCAGAUCUAAUACGGGCAGAGGAAUGCAGCUGAGAUGAUGUCGAGGACUAUGAAGUGCGGAAGACUUCGGCGCUUGGAGCAUGUGAUAAGAGGCAGCGGGUGCCAUGCCUACAGUACCUUCAACUCCACUCAAGGGUCCAUUACUAUAACCUUGCCGCCCAAGGGGCCGAGUCUGAUCAAGAGCCUCGUUGUCUCGCAACGAUACUUCAGCUGCUCGCCUCCAUCGGCUCUCCCUUCCUCGAGCUCGCAGGGCUCAUCCUCGACGCGGCAAAGUCUCCUUCCGGAAGGCUGGGAGGCCGUGAUCGGUGUAGAGUGUCACGCUCAGAUCAAAGCUCCAUCGAAGCUGUUCAGCCCGACUCCUCUGCCGACAAUACGAUCCUCGCCCAACACACUAGCCUCUCCCUUUGACGCCUCUCAUCCGGGAACUCUGCCCAUCCUCCAGCCAGGAGCUGUGCAGGCCGCUCUGCGAGCAGCGCUCUUCCUCAAUUGCGAGAUCAACCCUGCUAGCAGGUUCGACCGCAAGCACUACUUCUACCCUGAUCUCACAGCUGGCUAUCAGAUCACACAGAAGUACUCGCCUCUUGCCAAUCGAGGCUGGAUCAAGCUACGGCAUGAUGAGGGAUACCUUUCGGCUGGAGAAGGAGAGGAGGGAGAGGCGACUAUUGAGAUAGAGCAGGUGCAGCUCGAGCAGGAUACGGCCAAGUCAUCCCACUUGGCCUCAGGCGAGUCGCACGAGGCUUCAAGUAGCUUCAUCGACCUCAACAGAGCUGGAGCUGGUCUGAUGGAGAUUGUAUCGGGCCCUCAGAUGCGCUCGGCCAAGCAGGCAGGCGCAUAUAUACGUAAACUGCAAGAGCUCCUCCGCAGGGUAGGCGCAUCUGACGGCAACAUGGACGAGGGCUCUCUACGCUGCGACGUCAAUGUCUCUGUGCAUCGUAUAGGGGAGCCCUUCGGGAAGCGAUGCGAAGUGAAGAAUGUCAACAGCGUCAAGUUUGUGAUGAACGCAAUCGAGUCAGAGGUGAAGCGGCAGUACGCCAUUCUUGAGAGAGGCGAAGAGGUGGAGCAACAGACGAGAGGAUAUGACGAGGAGACGGGCCAGACGAUCUUCCUUCGAGGCAAGGAGGAUGCGCCAGACUAUCGAUACAUGCCGGACCCGAAUUUGCCACCAGUGCGGGUAGAUGAGCGGACGUUGCAGGGUAUCAAGGAGGGCUUGCCAGAGCACCCUGAUACGCAGCGCGACAGGCUGAAGAAGGACUACAAGCUGAGCAUCAGAGACAUCAACGUGCUGAUGCGCGUCGGGCUGGAAGAGGAUCGGCGGAUACCCGAAGCAGGAACAAGCUCACGGCAAGGAAGCGACGAUGCGGUCACCUACUUUGAGGCCGUAGCUCAAGGCAGGAACCCGCAGGUUGUUCUCAAUUGGGUCAUCAAUGAGCUGCUCAAUGCCCUGAACAAGCGCGAACUGCCCUUUCAGGGGCACAGCGUCCCUCCGGCUAUCCUCGGCGAGCUGAUCGAUCUGGUCGAAGCAGGCAGAGUGACUGGCACCUCGGCAAAAGCGCUUCUCGUCGAGCUGGUCGCGACAGACUCUUCGUCUCUCAAUGGCAAAUCGAAGAGUCCCGUACUGGACCUUCUCACCAGUAAGGGCAUGCUGGCUCUUGGUGCAGGGGGUGGGGAAGCCGGAGGAGAGUUAGAGCAGCUCUGUGCGAAAAUUAUCAAUGACUUGCCAAAGGAAGCGGAGAAGGUCAGAAAGGGAAACGACAAGGUGGUGAUGCGGCUGGUGGGAGAGGUGAUGAAACGGACGGCGGGGCGAGCGGAUGCCCAGCAGGCGAGGGAGGUAUUUCUCAAGUCGCUGAGAGAGUAAAAGCAUCGAAUUGCUUGGCGGAAAGAGUGGUUCUGUCGACCGUUGCAAUCUACCAUACACAUCAAUCUUACAGUAGCUAUUGGGGCCAAUGACUUCCCAGUGCAGAGGUACACCGUUGAGCUUAUUGCAGCCUGCUCAGUCGUCCGAGCCAGCCGGGCCCAGUGCGAUGAGGUUGAACUGCACAGCAUUUGGAUCCAUAGCCAUAUAGUUGUCCCUGACCCAAUUGCAAGCCCCUUCGAGCAAAUCCUCCUGCGCAGCCAGUCUCACUCCACGGUGGACAGGGCCCUUUCUUCUACCAUCUAGCUCCACCAG